This is a messenger RNA of Schistocerca serialis cubense, 717 nucleotides long. RefSeq names its product octapeptide-repeat protein T2-like. The record is from RefSeq and is a predicted model, not a curated record. The transcript is spliced from 3 exons. The coding region runs from base 1 to 717 and encodes 238 amino acids. NCBI's taxonomy places the organism in Eukaryota, Metazoa, Arthropoda, Insecta, Orthoptera, Acrididae.
AUGGACGCCGCACGGACAGCUGAGCGGCCCAGAAUAAGUGACGGCUCGCCCACUCAGGGGCCUUACGCGGAGGACUGCCGAAGAAGGUUCUCUGCUGCUGAGAGCGCGGGCGAACAACAGCGCGGGCGAACAACAGCGCGGGCGAACAGCAGCGCGGGCGAACAGCAGCGCGGGCGAACAACAGCGCGGGCGAACAACAGCGCGGGCGAACAACAGCGCGGGCGAACAACAGCGCGGGUGAACAACAGCGCGGGUGAACAACAGCGCGGGCGAACAACAGCGCGGGCGAACAACAGCGCGGGCGAACAACAGCGCGGGCGAACAACAGCGCGGGCGAACAACAGCGCGGGCGAACAACAGCGCGGGCGAACAACAGCACGGGCGAACAACAGCGCGGGCGAACAACAGCGCGGGCGAACAACAGCGCGGGCGAACAACAGCGCGGGCGAACAACAGCGCGGGCGAACAACAGUACAGGCGAACAACAGUACGGGCGAACAACAGUACGGGCGAACAACAGUACGGGCGAACAACAGUACGGGCGAACAACAGUACGGGCGAACAACAAUCACGAGCCGUGGACUGGUGGCGGUGAAUCGGGUCGACAUAACUCUAUGUUCAGCAGCGCUGCUUGGAGCAUGUCAGGUACGUUCACAUGGGACAGAAAGACAAAUUGACACAAUCACUGAGCACAACUUGGUAGAAAGCCAUAAUUGA